AACCCAUUUUUUGCUGGAGGUUUUUUGAUCGGUUAACCAACCCCAUUGAAGCAUUGCUUUAUUAGAUUAAUUUAUUCAUCUAGGAUGGAUUGUUUCUUGGGGAACUCGAACGUGGAUUCGUCGACAUUUAAUCAGGACAUUGUCAAGUGUCCGUUUUUGCAGAACAUUAACGAGCCCACUAACUUCUCCUUCUCCAAAGCAAUGGCUUUCCCCAUGCCCGUAAUAAGGGAGAAAAAGGGUCCUAUUUUUGAGGAUGGUCCAAAUUUCGACAUGGCUUUCAAACUUUUCCAUGGCCAAAACGGUGUUGUCCCACUUUACGGAAGGUCAACGCCACGCACCGAAAAGUCUUCUUCUUCCGAAUCACUAACGGCUCGAUUCAAUCCGUUGGCUGCAAAGGCAGCUACCAUCAGCUUAUCUUCAUUCGGAGGAGCUUUUGGAUUCGAUGCGUUCUCCGAGAAGUGGAAGAAUUCAAAGAAGAAACCGAAUCCCUCGAAAAAGGAAUCUUCUUCAAAGGGAGAUAAUAAUAAUAAUUCAAAACACGAAGCAAUGAGCAACGAGUGGUUCCAAACGGGAAACUGCCCGAUCGCGAAAUCCUACCGAGCCGUAAGCCACGUCAUCCCUCUGGUAGCAAAGGCGCUCCAGCCACCGCCAGGUGUCAAAUACGUCUGCCCGCCAGCCAUAGUAGCUGCCCGAGCUGCCCUAUCGAAAACCGCGUUCGCCAAGAAUCUCCGCCCUCAGCCCCUCCCUGCAAAAGUACUCGUGAUCGGAGUUUUGGGCAUGGCGGCAAAUAUACCGUUGGGAGUUUGGAGAGAGCACACUGAGAAAUUCUCUCCGUCGUGGUUUGUUGCAGUGCACGCGGCUGUACCGUUCAUAGCUAUGCUCCGGAAAUCGGUUCUGAUGCCAAAGUCCGCCAUGGCUUUUACUAUCGGAGCUUCGAUUUUGGGUCAGGUUAUCGGUUCUCGGGCGGAGAGGCAUCGCCUUCUGACGGUUUCUGCCGGAAAAAAAUCGGCGGCGGCGGUUGAUGGUGGUGGUUGUGGUGAGAGUGCAGGUUUCGAAAUUGGGUUGGAAUCGUCUGCGAGUGCCCUCGUCGUAAGCUGAUAUUAUUAUUUUAAAAAAAAAUUAAUUGAAUAAAUGAGGGAUUGAUUUUGUUGUACUUAUAUAUAUGUAUUAUGUAAUUGAUGAUUUAAAAUAGUUCUUGAUUUGUAAUGAGAAUUAAAGAGUGUUUUUUUAUAGUUUAUCUUCAAUCUUUUUUAGGGUUGGAAAACAUGUGUAGAUGAAUUUCAAUUAAAACAAUACUUCAUCAAUGUUUGGUUUGGUUUUUA
Messenger RNA from Erythranthe guttata (spotted monkey flower), 1322 nucleotides. RefSeq lists its product as uncharacterized. Gene Ontology annotation, cellular component: chloroplast. The record is from RefSeq and is a predicted model, not a curated record. NCBI's taxonomy places the organism in Eukaryota, Viridiplantae, Streptophyta, Magnoliopsida, Lamiales, Phrymaceae.